AUGGCAGACCUCUCGAGCCGUCCAUAUUCACCAAACUACUCUGGACUCGUCAAUCAAGCAGGCGUCGGUGGUUUCCUGCUCUUCCUAUGCUGGACGGGCUAUGAACUCAUGCGUUCCUCGCGGCGACACCGCAAACGCGAGCUUGGCUGGAGCUGGAAGUGGAAGGAAAGACUCGGCAGUGUCGAGAAUUGGGAAUUUGGCUAUCUAUACCAAGCCAGGUGUUGGUCGCUAAGACCGUCCGUGAGACUCCCGAGAUAUCCUCUAUGGUGGAUCAAGCAAACUAUACGGUUCCCAGAGGAUAAGCUGCCAGAAAUGAUUGGGAUAGACCAGGCGUUUUACUGCAGGUUCAUCCGAGGCUGCUGGUGGUUUACUCUCCUUCAUACAUUCACCACGCUCCCCGUGCUCCUGACCAUCAACCUCGCUCUAACACCGCCUACGAAAGAAAACCCGACAAAGUCAAUGACAAGAGCGUCACUCUCCCAGCUGAUUGCCUCUCCUGCCGGCCUGCAUUUACUAUGGAUCCACCAGUUGGCGCUCUAUUGGUUGCUCGCCACAUGGCUCUUUGUUCUUUGGUGGCUCGGAAGAGGUCUUUGGAGGUGGAGAGAACGGGCCAUAGAACGUGCACGGCGAGCGCUGAAUGACGGUGUCUCUGUGCUGAGUCCCGCCCCGUUACCACAAACGAGGCGAGAGAAGAAGGGAAAGAAGGAGAGUAGUCGGGCCCCUGAAUCCCAAAUACGACAUCAGCAAGAAGGAGAUCUCGAAUCGUCCCUCGUUACCAUUCGUGGAGAGCCAUUACCACCCUCCGUCUACAACCAUGACCCAACCUAUUCUGACGUUGGAACGGCGCCGUACCAGCACAUUCACGCCCUUCACCCUCUUCCCCCUUCUGCGCAUCCACAUACUCCCUAUGCGCCGUCACCAUCGUCUGCUGCCGACAGAGGUCUCCGUCUCCGUACUGUCAUGGUCAGCAACGUUCCCGUCGGCAUGCGAAGUGAGUCCGAGUUGAAGGAAUAUUUUGAAUACUACAUGUCCAAGCCGAUUCUUGUCCCACCCAUCACACCUGGAUUCCUCCCUCGCAUCUUCAACUGGUUCCUCCAUCGAAAACCGGCUCGGGCGGCUGCCAAGCGCGUCAUGGGGGAUAACGUCAAGCGCAUCUCCAAGACGAACCCCGUAGAUGCCGCUGUGAGGCGUAGUGCCGACGGUGGUGUCUCUACGCCGCCCAACGGUGCGCUAAGGCGCGAUGGUGUCCCGCACGAAGACUCGAAUCCAGAGCCAUUGAACGAUCCUCGCGUGGGGUUCGACUUUGGUAUCAUCGACUCUCGACCGGAAUCACCAAACUUUGAUCCCAACGCGCCACCACCCAUCAUUGAGCGUGUCAUCAUUUGUCGAAAGAUGACGGAGCUCACGAGUCGGCUUGAGCGACGGGAACAGUAUCUCCGAAAGCUCGAGGCGGCGCACUGCAAGCUUGCGAACAAGGCGUUGGAGGAUGUGAGGGAUUGGAUUGAGAGUGGUGGAAAGUUGAAGCGGUCUAGCAAGCGUCUUUCUCGCGCGUCGACGCGUUCCAACUCCAAGGAUGAUAAAGGCAAACUCCCUGCAUCGCCCAAAGCGGAAGACCUCGAGCGUGGUCCGGACAGUCCAGUGCAAGAAGUGGUAGAAGAGGCAAAAGAGGCUCCCGAACAAGAUGGGGACAGCAGUUCGGAUGAAGAAUUUGACGAAGAAAAGGAGCAAGCGCGAAUGGAAUUACUCGCAAGAGAGCUCGGUCCAUUUGUGGAAGAGUUUUACCCUGAUAUCAAGGCGCCGAGGCUUCGUCGACGAUCUCGUGGGCCCAACUCGAUUGAAGCCAAGUGGAAGGCCAAGUUUGGUGCUGGAUAUGAUCGCGUCAGUCGAGAGGGGAGUGAUGAGACGGGUGCAGCAACUUAUCCGCCGAACGGGCAGACGAAAGAAACGCCCAAUUCGGCACCUGAUUCGGGGGAGACAAGUCCACCCCGGACGCCAGAUGGACAUCGGAAGACGAUUUGGCACGUCUUGCAUGCACUUCCGCGGUCCUAUCUCGACCCAUACCAACCGCUCGUGUCGCUCUCUACCCUCUUCAGGGGCGCGACAGCACCAGCGAUUGAUUAUUAUCAUGCCAAGGUUGGGCUGUUGACAAGUCUCAUUAGUGAGAAUCGGAGUACGCCACAGAGGGAUUUGAUCCCGACCAGUACGGCGUUUGUCACGUUUCAUUCUCCUCAGGAUGCGAGGCGAUGUGUUCGGUACCUUGCAAACCACCCAGAUAAUCUGUUGGCCUGUAUAGUCGAGCCAGCGCCAGAUUGGCGAGACCUCGACUGGCAUCGUAUCGGACGGUCGACAUUCACUGGAGAAUUUUUGCGAGACUGGAUUGUCAAGGCCGGUGUUUGGGGCUUUACACUCUUUUGGAUCAUCCCCGUCGGAGCCUUGGUGGCGCUCGUGUCCGUAGACAAGAUUUCGUCGUUUAUCCCUGGACUCGCUUCCUAUUUCGACGCACAUCCGUAUCAAAAGGAGGUUAUCACUGCCUUUUUGCCGACGCUCAUUGUCGCCUUGCUCGCUAUUUUGGUGCCGAUGCUCCUUCUCUUGAUUGGGAAGCAGGCGCAUACGAUACUUACACUCAGCCGACUUCACGAUACGAUCAUGGUUCGAUAUUACAAGUUUCUCGUUUGCAACGUUCUUGUGUUCUUUUGUAUCGGUACUACGACGCUUAACGCCAUUCUUGAUCAAAUCAAGUUACGACCAGGGGGAGGCAACGUGCAGCAGGAGCGGACCGACUUUGUCAAGAUUGUUGCCACGUCCUUUCCCAAUGCGGCUCCGUUUUAUGUCGGAUGGUUGGUGUUCCAGACAGCAAUGCAUAGUGGAUUGGAGCUAGGACUUUAUGGAGUGAUCUAUCCCGGAACUCGUGCGUCGACUACACUUCGACGGCGAGAGGUCGGUAUUCGACCGCGUACCUAUAACUUUUAUUACUGGCUUCCUAAUCACGUCAUGGUCAUGAUGAUCGUCAUCGUCUUUACCAUUCUUAACCCCUUGGUUAUUCCGUUCUCGCUGAUCUAUUUCGGCGUCGCGGUCGCUGUUCAUAAGAACCAAUUGAUGCGCGUCUACUCGAAAUGGUACGACCAAAAGGGAACAAUCCUGUAUAUUCGCAUCUUGCGCUACUCCCUAGAUGGAUUCCUCUUUGCAGAGAUCGUGUUCCUGGCGCUGAACAUUCUUACGAAACGCAGUAACCCCGGUCAUGAAGCAGACGUUAUUGCUGCCAACUUUGGAUUGACUGGUAUACUUCUCAUCGUCACGACCGCUGCCAAGAUCUACUUGACCACUGUUUUGCGAUCCAAAUUUGAUGCUCUGGAUGUCAAAGAAGCCGAUGUCUAUCAUAAUACUCACCAAGUGAAUGCGGAGCGGGGUAUUCCACCACCUCAACCCGAGUCCAUCUCCAAGCAUGAUGACAGCGCAGAGAACGCGGGCCUCCUUGCCAACACUCAAGGGUCGCCAAAGGUGGAAGAAGAUCUAGAGCCAAAAGUUGACUAUCACCCUGGUAGCGUUCGUCUCUGGAAUUGGAAGUUACCGACGACAGAGGAAGACGUGCUCUAUCGCACCCUCCCUGGACAUUUCGCGGCUCGUCCGCUUAGUCCACGUGCUGCGAUUCCUUUCGACCUCGGUGAUGGUGAACCGGUCAGUGAUGGUGAAGGUAUGGCGAAGCACACAACAGUCCCCAGUCGUAGUCCUCCUCGGGCAUACGCACGACGAUGGUCUGUUGGUGCCGUUGGCGUCGGGGGUGUAACGUUUCCCAAGGAGCUCACGGAUGCACUCGAGUCGCCUACAUCUCCCACCAGCCCACUUACAGCCACAAGCGUUGCGCCUUUGCUUGCCCAUGCAUCUGCGAUGGAACACGCACGUCAAUCCAUGGAACGCGGUCAGGAGGCCACGAUUCGCGCCGUCAACAAGGCGCUGGCACUGACCGAGGCGCGCGAUGGCAAUGGACUGGAUGCGCAUGGCCGUGGACGACCAGGAAUGGGACGUGCAACUAUCAGCUUUGACACGCCACCUAUUAUCAUACGCGAGAAGAAGCCGUCGAUCACGUCUUCGUCUGCUCCCUCUGCCGCUUCGAGGGCUGCCAGCUCUCGGGGUAGUUCGAGCCUGCGAAGCUGGAUCGACUUGCAGGGUGCCUCUCCACAGAAUCCUCGCUCCCAGUCGUCGGAUCCUCUUCCACCGCUGAUUCGACCGCAUCCAAAGACGGGACCAUGGGACGAUGCACCGCGCUACGAUAUUCCAUAUCAUAAUCCUGCGUAUACGUGCACGCUCGACGACUUUUUGUGGCUCCCUCGCAACCCGUGUGGAAAGCUCAAUCUGGACGACUCGAUCGAGAUGCGCAAGGCCAUUCGUACAGAGGCACAUUUGGGUGCGAUGGGCGAGUGGGUGGAUGACGGCAGUUCGUUUGAUGUCAUUCCGCGCAACACGGUGGCUAGCGUGGAUGUUGUGCCUGGGACCGUCCAUCCGGACAAGAUGACCGUCUCGAGUGCUGGUGGCGCUCAGACGGGAAGCGAAUUGGUGGGGACCGACGAUGCGAACUCGGGCGCAAUUCCACUCUCGCGCCGGAUCACGAUUGCGACGACGAGCUCAGUGGCACAUCAUACGCAAAAACUUCUUAGUGGGAUGGAACAUAUCCACCUUCCUGCGGGAAUUCGUGCUCGAGUGUCCAAGAAGGCGGCGGAUGAGUUCGGAUUCAGGAGGAAGAAGCAGCGCCCACCGCCCAUUAUGCUCAGUCCCAGUGCGGAGGAAAUCGAGCAGUCUGAAGGUGCUGCGAUAGAAGAAGAGGCCAGACAUAGCGGCUACUUUACCAUCCGCGACCGACGGCCAAGUACGACGAUUCGACCCGUGCUGAGGAUGUCUGGCAGCGGACGUUACCCACAUUCUCCGAGCGGUGGUCGAACAGAGGGUCAUGCGUCUACCUCUACGUUGGGUGUCAACCGACGACCCAGUUCUCGAUCGAUAUUCUCUCGGUAUUCGUCUGCCGCGACGACGCACUCGAAUGUAUCUGCAGGCGGAGAGAGCGGGAUGGACGUGACGCUGGAUCCGGCGUUGAUGCCUGAUAUUAGUACAGCUUCGCCAUUCUUGGGGCCAGAGUUGCAGAUUGUGAUGACGAGGCGGAGUACACUCGGACUUCCAACAUCUCCUCGCUCGACAGAGGCACUAGAGGCUACAGACCCGCGUCGGACGCACAGCAUGUUCGUACCCGGCGAACCAGUGGGCGAAGGAGCGGGUGUAGCUGGACCCCUCUCGCCGUCCGAUCCAACUCACGAGCUUGGUAUGCGGCGGAUGCGAUCUCAUGGCGGGAUCUCUGCUAUAUCCCGCGCGGGUAACCGACCUGGUUCUUCUGUACUUGGAGGGGGAGGAGGGCGGCGAAGAGGGGGCAGUCUGAGCAUUCGUGAUGCCAUUGUGGGCGAGGUUCUGGCCGAAGAGCAGGUGGCAACUGCCAAGCGACUACAAGAAGAGAUACAGGAUGCGGAAAGGGCAGCUGGCCCCAGGAGUUAUUGGACUGGAUGGAUGUGGAGACAGGUCCCGAACAAUGCCCACGUCCCCCACCCACCAAUAUCUCUUUCAGAACACCGAGAGCAAGCGGAACAAGACGCACGGCUGCAUCACGGCCAACAGGAUCAGCAUCUUGCGCAAGAAGUCCGGCAGUUUCCUGUUGUAGAGGAAGUCCAUGCAUCUCCAGAGGAGGAACUAGGACAAAACGUGGCUGUUCCACGUGCAUCAUCGUCUUAUAGGGAUCUCACUCGAGCGGAGUGA
Molecule: messenger RNA, 5793 nt
Organism: Serendipita indica DSM 11827
Lineage: Eukaryota; Fungi; Basidiomycota; Agaricomycetes; Sebacinales; Serendipitaceae
Source: the annotation of a GenBank genome assembly